This is a messenger RNA of Durotheca rogersii, 1985 nucleotides long. RefSeq names its product cell wall assembly and cell proliferation coordinating protein. Gene Ontology annotation, cellular component: mating projection tip. The record is from RefSeq and is a predicted model, not a curated record. NCBI's taxonomy places the organism in Eukaryota, Fungi, Ascomycota, Sordariomycetes, Xylariales, Xylariaceae. Gene Ontology annotation, biological process: regulation of fungal-type cell wall biogenesis. Bases 165 to 1736 code for a protein of 523 amino acids. The transcript is spliced from 3 exons.
UCUCCCUUGCGCCAUCGCGCGAUCGCUCGCCAAGUUGCCCGACAUAAUAUCGUCGAAUACAAAUUCUCAAUUGCUGGAUUUCCGUGCCGGCUACUGUCGCAUCUCACCGCCCUGGAAUAUCGCAGCAGGUAACCAAUACUACGUGUACACAGCACGCUUUCAAGAUGUCGCUCGGAGGUGCCUUUCGCUCGUUCUGGCAUGCGAUGACCACCAACGAUCGACAUUCCACCUACGAUUCUCCCCAUCGCACUGGCCGCCACAUACCUCUGAACAGGCAGAGCACCCUCACUUCGGUGGCUACUGCCUCGGAGUCCCGCGCUGACAUCACAUCUCCGUAUGUCGACGAACUGGGUCGGCUAUCUGCCGGCGUAGACGGCGCAACGUCCCUUCACCCCUCUCCGCUAUCACCCGGCUCCAACGGCCCAUACUCUCCGGGCUUGAGAUCUUCCAACGCCCAGCGACAGAGUCUCAAAGAUGAUGGGUUUGAGACCGUCAGUAGCCCCGGUGAGAUUCCGAUGCAGUCGUUUUCAGAUGGUGGACCCCCAGCACCCCCAGUGGUCCACUCGUGGAAACGGAUAGAUAAAUGGGCGGAGGAGAAUUAUCCUGAACUCUUCGACCAACUGUGCGAGGGCUGCACAGACAACGAUUUGAAUGAGCUGGAACAUCAACUCGACUGCUCGCUACCACAGGAUGUGAGGGAUUCUCUAGCGGUUCAUGAUGGGCAGGAACGUGGCGGCAGACCAACCGGGAUCAUUUUUAGCUCUAUGCUUCUCGACUGCGAAGAAAUUGUCCAAGAAUGGGAUCAAUGGCGAAAAGUCAACCAGCAGUACCUCCUCGAGUCGUCGGUCGCGAAGCCCGCUGUACCAUCCAAGGCAUUUGGCGGGAGUAACCAAGCGUCCUCUUCCAAGUCCGCCCCCGGCUCACCCGGUUCCCAGAAAGACUCGUGGAGACAGGAGCUUCAAGCUCGUCAAGACUCCGUGCCCGAAGGCGCCGUUCAGCGGUCGUACGCGCAUCCCGCCUGGAUCCCUCUCGUGCGAGAUUGGGGUGGCAACAACCUUGCUGUGGACCUCGCCCCCGGGUUAACCGGUACCUGGGGCCAGAUCAUCUUGUUCGGCCGGGAUUAUGACACGAAGUACGUGGUUGCGAAAUCUUGGGCCCAUUUUCUUGGCAUAGUCGCGGAUGAUCUUAAUAGCGGGAAGUGGUUCGUCAACGAGGACUCGAACGAGCUCAAGCUACGUGAAUUCAAGACGAGCCGCGUCGAACCGUCUUAUUUUGAUAUAUUGCGGUGGAGGAUGGAUCAGAAGCAUGGACGCAGCGCCAAGGUGGUGGCGAAGCGUAGGUCCGUUCUCGUUGGUAGUGCAACUUCUCCGGGGGGGUCCCCUUACGCCGGUCCUGCGGAUGGCGUUGGAGAACCUCGCGGGCGCACACUGCAGCGACUGAGCAACCCGUCGCCACUUGGCAGUCCUGUUCGCCCAGGCUUUGGGAAGCCCGCCGCACUUGCGCGCGUCACCGAGGAAAUAUCGACUCCUGAUUCCCACCCUAGCAACAAUGGCGUAAAGCAACCCAAGCUUGUUGAAGUCGAGACGCCUCGGCCAAGCGACGAGAUAAAACAGGAUGUACAAGUUCCCGUUGGGGCGGAAGCUACAGGGAAAGAUUCGAUUCCCCCUCACACCGCUACGGUCGUUGGUGAUGGUGACCAGGGAAUGGAUGACGGCAUGAAGACGAUUGAAAUUUGAUCCAACUGUUCGUGGACCUGCAAAAGCAGAUAAUCCUACUACGGCGAAGUGUCGAAUGGAUAGCAACGGGUAGUAUUCAACGCCCGGACAUGGGCCAGAAGUGGAUGGGAACAGCUCUGCACGCAACCACAUGCAGCCAUGCGAAGGGAUCCUCUUCUGAUAACGCCCGCGAUCCCUACCACCAAGGCCUGCAUACAACAGUCUCUCGCGUAAUACAAGGUCCUGGGACCGGAUCAUCCCGUCGACGUU